AUGCCACUCGAGAUCGUACAAAAUGCUGUGCAGGCCAAUAAAGACCACCAGUACGCUCUGAAGGUGUAUACCGAGAGACUCGAAGCCGAACUCGAGAACAUCUCAAGGCUACUGACUGCAGCAGAUGUGUCAGAACAUGAAGAUGAAAUCGAAAUAGAUACGGGGGGAGCUGUCGUUAUUCCCGCUUCUGUCAAGGCUUUGGGUCCGGUCUCCUCCAGUGAUCUACUUUCAGAGGGCUCGCCAUUUCUUGACGAUGCCAUGAAACGGGAGCGUUAUGUCCAGCCUAUAACCGUCCAUCAGUGGAAGGCGCAAGAGCUUGAAGCACUCGCAGACGCUGUACGCUUGGAGAACUACCGCAUUUAUGCAUUAGAAGCGCAGCUCAGGGGCCGGCAUACGUUCAAUGUACAAGGUGGCCAUCCCUCAGAUCACCUUGAACGGAACAAGACGGGUAUUGACUGGACGCGCGUUGCGCUCAAGGUCUCUGAAUCAAGCAAUGUUCAACGCUCCCCCAGAGAAUGUGAGAUCCGCUGGUUGGGAGACCGACACCCCGAUUUUAAUCAUUCCACGUGGACACAGUCCGAAAUCGACCGAGUGAAAGAGCUCGUUGCCGACGCGACUGAAGGUCAGGUCGACUGGGUGCAGAUAGCCGCAGAACUUGGAACAGGACGUACUCCGGUGGACUGCAUGCGUCAUGCCAUUCUCAGGCGUUCCCAUAGCUGGAACUUCGAAGCGGACAAUAGACUUUCACAAGCGGUGCGAAUUUACGGAACAGACAACUGGUCCGUAGUGGCGAGGUACGUUUCUGAAGAUGCCACGCCAUCACAAUGUCAGAAUCGCUGGUCCCGUACCCUCGAUCCCGACUUGAAACGCGGGCCGUGGACAGAAGAUGAGGACAAUGCACUGCGCCGUGCCGUCGACAUCCUCGGCAAUGCCUGGUCAGAAGUCGCCAUGUUUGUCCCCUGUCGCAGCAACGAGCAAUGUCGGGAACGAUAUCAGGACUACCUGAACCCCACCGUCACCAGAGGCAGAUGGACAGAAGAAGAGGACAACGCACUUUUCAAGCUCGUACAGGAAUCUGGAAAGGUCAGCUGGAAGGAGAUUAGUAAACGGCUGGGGACGAAGCGCACUGAUAACAUGUGUCGGUCGCGGUUCAUAACUUUGUCUAAGCGUAAACAAACCGAGGAUGCUGCUGCUGCUGAUCCAUCCUCAUCUGGCGCUCUUGCAACCCCGGAGCCCGCUCAAGUCGAACGCUUCUCCGCGAGCCCUGCUGCGGACAGUGCGCCAACCCCAAAACCGAAACCCCGACCCCGACCCCGACCCCGGGCUCGACACAAAAGCGCGCAAGCUAAGGGCGAGGCCUCGAGCAGCUCUACGCCGACCGCAGUCUCUGCGUCGGCUCAUGAUCGUACGGAAUCCACGUUGGCGCAUGAGGCCGGUGAGAUUCAAGUGGAGCCCGAGCCUACAGCAAUUAAAAAGCCCUCACGAGGACGCGCACCGAAGCGACGGCCGCCCGCUGAUACCAACGAGAAGCCUCCCGCUAAGAGACGCAAGAAGACUGCGCCGGAAGAUGUAGGAGAAGCUGGUGCUGCUGCGAGUGCGGGAGUGGGGGUCAUAGAUGUGGCAGAAGUGAGAGAUACUCAUGACAAUUUAGAGUCAGACCAGCCCACGGAUGAGCAUCAUGCUGAACAGCCUGUUGGCAAAGCGAAGACAACGAAACGCACUCGCAAGGUGCGGCAAGCUCCUCAAAAGCAGCCGCGGAAUAUGCAAUGCCCGUUGAUGACGUUGGUCAGUCUGUAUCUGGGAAUACAUCGACGGCCCCUGCGGAUGGUCACGACAUCCCGAAAGAACAACCUUCCGCCAGACGGGGACGCAAGAAAUUGCCAGUAG
Postia placenta MAD-698-R-SB12 is the source of this 1887-nucleotide messenger RNA. RefSeq lists its product as hypothetical. The transcript is spliced from 11 exons. The record is from RefSeq and is a predicted model, not a curated record. NCBI's taxonomy places the organism in Eukaryota, Fungi, Basidiomycota, Agaricomycetes, Polyporales, Adustoporiaceae. The coding region runs from base 1 to 1887 and encodes 628 amino acids.